AUGUGGACGUGUGACCAGUCAUUUGCAUCGCAAAUUCUCCCGUUGCCUGCAAAACUGGAGCCAUUACAGUCUGAUCGAGUGGACUCGGACGACGAUUUCGUUGUCGUGGACAUUCCCCACAGACCGACCGAAUCAGCUUCGCGAUGCCUUGUAGAACUGUACACAGACUUUGAUGGUCAGUCAUAUCGAACGGUGACCAUCGAUCGGACUACCAAUGUCCUGCAAAUCUUGCGUAUUCUCUUAUCGGAUAAUCACUGUGGCGAUUGCACUAACUGGGUAAUAAUUGAGUGGAAACGGGCACUGUGUCUUUGGCGAAUUGUAGAGGACCAUGAGUGCAUUGGACCUAUACAAGACUCUUGGCGUCAUGAUGUGGAUGGGGAAUACAAUCGUUUUGUUGUUAAGCAGGAUUAUUGCAAAUAUGAAGUAUUUAGGAAUCCAAAGCAAUUCUUCCCUGCAGGCAGGAUGGACAUCUGCAUGGAUAAACUGGAUAUGUUGGCUACUGAACAGCCAUCAGCGCAAAAUGCCUUCUUGAGGAAUCUUUUAUCGUCGACAAACUGGCUGCCAGAUGUUGAUGGAUGGUUGAGCCUACGCGAAAAGAAAGCAUGGAAAAAGCAGUUUUUCGUCCUUCGACCCUCUGGAUUAUAUAUGAGCGUAAAAGGCACGAGCAAGGAUCCGAAAAAUCUCGCUCUUCUCUGCUCCUUGGAUGCUGUGCACAUUUAUUAUACGGAAAAUGGUCGGAAAACACUGGGUGCUGCUACCGAUAGCGUUAUCUGCGUGGCGAAUUCUUCGGAUGCCACAUACAAGUACAUUUGUUGCGAGGAUGAUGAGAUGCGACGGAACUGGAUCGUCGCACUGCGUUUGCAGAAGUAUGGCAAGCAGAUGAAGGAGAAUUAUGAAGCGGCUAGUCGUGUCGACGAGCUACUGAAUACCGCCGAGAAUGUUAAGGAACUGGCACUCCAGGAAAAAUGCAAAUCUCUUGUCCCCAUGGAUUUCUCUGGCAACUGCGGUCGAGUCAUUGUGGAAAAUCAGCAGGAAGCCAUUGCGGCCCUAAUGACGGAACUGCAGACCUGGAAGAAACGUCAGACGGGCCGCUGUCUGGACAGUUCAACUGCCAUGUCCGCUUCCCAUGCCUAUCCUCUCCAUCUUUCCCAGCCCUGGUAUCAUGGCGGUUUGACACGGGAGGAAGCUAAUCGAUUGCUCAGCAAGCAGGGAAUGGUUGAUGGGGUAUUCCUUGUGAGGAAAAGCCGCAGCGAGCCACGUUGCUUCGUGCUGUCAUUCACGUUUUCCGGCAAGACUAAGCACCAUCAAAUAUACCCGAUAAAGAAUAAUGACCAAAUCUGUUUGACCUUGGACGAGGGCAAAACUAAAUUUGCUGAUUUGACCCAGUUGGUGGAAUUUUAUCAGCUGAAUAUUGGGAUUUUGCCCACAAAAUUAACAUAUCCGUUGAAGAUAUCGGAAAGUCCGAGACGGUGAUAUCUACGUGUAUUCGACUACAUAUGCAAAAGCCUUACUAGCUGACUAUGCUGCGCUGCACUUCCCGUCCUGCUCCAUGUUUUUUCAAGCCAAGGGUCUCUUUUUUUUACUGUCUUAAUUUAUUGCAUAUUUUAUUGUUGUUGACCGAGCCGUAUAUGUACACGCUGUAAAAGCUGUUUGACGGCUGAUAAUUUAUGACUCGUUAAAUUUUUUUACGGUUUUAAAAAUUAAUUAUUCUUGUGGUGAUGCUGUUCCUGGGCCUUAGUUCGCACAUUUCUGUAAUCUUGGUAACGCAAAUGUGGCUUUAAGUGUUAAUUCACAGUUGUUUUCCUGGUGUACGCUGGUAGCUGGUUCAGUUGUUUGAACUCUGACGACCGAAGGGUUUAUAUGGGAAAGUUGGGUUUUUGAAGUUAUUAUACACAACGUGUAAUAGUUAUGUACAAUACAAGUACUGAUGUGGUCCGCUAUUAAACCGCAGGCUCCGUGUGUUUUGCAG
Paramacrobiotus metropolitanus is the source of this 1969-nucleotide messenger RNA. RefSeq names its product growth factor receptor-bound protein 7-like. Gene Ontology annotation, biological process: signal transduction. The coding region runs from base 1 to 1473 and encodes 490 amino acids. The record is from RefSeq and is a predicted model, not a curated record. NCBI's taxonomy places the organism in Eukaryota, Metazoa, Tardigrada, Eutardigrada, Parachela, Macrobiotidae. The transcript has 11 exons.